AUGUGGAUGAGAGUGAACCGGAUGCUGGGAAAUGUGUCUGUGAGGCAGUUUUCCAAUGUCAGGUUGGUUGCUCAGGAGUAUAGUAUGCGUGUGCAGCAAGCUCGCAAUAGAAUUGUACCCAAAUCACUGACUUUCUACUCUGCGAACCCGUUACAUGAGGAGAAGAUAUCGCGACUUGAGAGUCUUUUGAAGAAGUAUGCUUUACCUUCCAGUCAGAAACUGCCCGGAGCUGAUAUUUCUGCCGAGGAGAAUUUGAAGCAGAACCCUAGACCUUCGUGGAUUUCGUUUUCGGAUUAUGCGCUGAUUGGUGGUGGUACUAGACUGAAGCCGCGUCAUUACGAACAUUUUAUUCAACUGUUGAACAAGUUAAAUAAUAUUGACCCUCAACUUGUCAACACAGAGAUCAAGAAUGAACUUUCUAAAUAUAUUAAGAAGUCGAGUAUUCAAUCCCAGAAAACGCAACAAAAGGAGUUAGACGAGUUUGGUAGAAGUGUCGCCAUCGGUAAGAGGAAAGCAGCCACGGCCAAAGUCUACCUUGUUAGAGGAGAAGGUAAGAUUCUAGUCAACGGUAGACAACUCAAUGACUAUUUCCUCAAGAUGAAAGACAGAGAAUCCAUUGCUUAUCCUUUACAAGUGGUUGACUCAUUAGGGAAAUAUAAUGUGUUUGCAACAUGCCGAGGAGGUGGACCUACGGGACAAGCUGAAGCCAUAAUGCAUGCCAUUGCCAAGGCCCUCCUUGUAUUCAAUCCUUUGUUGAAGCCCAGACUGAGGAAAGCCGGAGUUAUUACCAGAGACUACAGACACGUUGAGAGAAAGAAACCAGGUAAGAAGAAGGCCAGAAAGAUGCCUACUUGGGUCAAGAGAUGA
Nakaseomyces glabratus is the source of this 867-nucleotide messenger RNA. It is a transcript of the gene MRPS9, whose product is annotated as mitochondrial 37S ribosomal protein uS9m. Lineage: Eukaryota; Fungi; Ascomycota; Saccharomycetes; Saccharomycetales; Saccharomycetaceae. Gene Ontology annotation, molecular function: RNA binding; structural constituent of ribosome. Gene Ontology annotation, cellular component: mitochondrial small ribosomal subunit; ribosome. The record is from RefSeq and is a predicted model, not a curated record. Gene Ontology annotation, biological process: translation.